Molecule: messenger RNA, 8085 nt
Organism: Labrus bergylta (ballan wrasse)
Lineage: Eukaryota; Metazoa; Chordata; Actinopteri; Labriformes; Labridae
Source: RefSeq, a predicted model, not a curated record
GUAUAUGGCUUAAAAUCAUUUUUUAACUAACAGGCCUAAAACAUCUAUCGGGCCUUUAGGAUUGUAUUUACCUGACUGUGGGGGAAGUUUAACGUAUCAAGCUGGUGAAAUAUCAGUUUUUUAUUUUUUAUUUUACAAAUUUCACGGUGUAUUACGGUAACGUGAGGGGAGAGGCGGGGGCUCCGCUCCGGGAUGUACCAUUUGAGUCAACACACACCGGGGAAAGGAUUUUUGUUGUGACAGCGGAGUAACAACCCGGCAGGGGGGGACACGGUUAUAACAUCAGGUUUUUUUUAUCCAUCUUGGCUACACGAUGGCCUUCAGCAAGGGAUAUCGCAUCUACCACAAGCUGGACCCACCUCCCUACAGUGUCAUAGUGGAAACUAGGACCAGAGAAGAAUGCCUGAUGUUUGAGUCAGGGGCUGUUGCCGUUCUCUCUGCAGCAGAGAAGGAGGCCAUAAAAAACACAUACACCAGGAUUGUGGAUGCAUAUGGAAUCCUAGGCGUCCUCCGCCUAAACCUGGGCGACUCUAUGCUUCACAGUCUGGUGGUUGUGACAGGAUGCAGCUCUGUGGGAAAGGUGCAGGAUUCUGAGGUUUUCCGAGUCACACAGACAGACUUUAUAUCACUGAAGAAUGACCCAGGAGACGAGGACAAAAUUUCUGAGGUCCGAAAGGUUCUGAACUCAGGCCACUUCUACUUUGCCUGGUCUGCCACUGGAGUCAGCAUGGACUUGAGUCUUAACGCACAUCGCAGGAUCCUAGAAGACACUACAGAUAACCGCUUCUUCUGGAACCAAUCUCUGCAUCUACACCUCAAGCACUACGGUGUAAACUGUGAUGAUUGGCUGUUGAGGCUGAUGUGUGGUGGUGUGGAGGUCAGGACCAUCUAUGCUGGGCACAAACAGGCCAAAGCCUGCAUCUUCUCCCGGCUCAGCUCAGAGCGAGCCGGCACGCGAUUCAACGUCAGAGGAACAAAUGAUGACGGACAGGUGGCCAAUUUUGUGGAGACUGAACAGGUUAUUUUCCUGGAUGACAAAGUCUCAUCAUUCAUUCAGAUCCGUGGGUCCAUCCCUCUUUUCUGGGAACAGCCGGGUAUUCAGAAAAAGUCCAUUAAGGGUGUUUUGUUGCAACUGAAUGAGAAUCGGCACCGUAAUGGUCUGGAUGAGAACCCCCACCUGGUUGGCUCUCACCGUGUCAAACUCUCCAGAGGAUUUGAGGCAAAUGCACCAGCAUUCGAAAGACACUUCACGGCACUGCGGAGGUUGUACGGUAAGCAGGUGAUCAUCAAUCUGCUCGGGAGUAAGGAAGGCGAGCACAUGCUCAGCAAAGCAUUUCAGAGUCACCUGAAGGCUUCAGAGCAUGCUUCAUACGUGAAAAUGGUGAACUUCGACUAUCACCAGAAUGUGAAGGGAGGCAAGGCUGACAAACUCCACAGUGUCCUCAAACCCUACCUCAGCAAGUUCAUCGAGGAGUGUGGCUUCUUCUACUACUCGGGAGAGACGGGCAUCGCAAGGAGUCAGGGUGGGACCAUUAGGACAAACUGUCUGGACUGUCUGGACAGAACCAACAGUGUUCAGGCCUUUUUUGCCCUUGAGAUGCUGCCUAAACAGCUGGAGGAAAUGGGUCUGACAGAGAAACCCCAGCUGGUGGCCAGGUUCCAGGAGGUUUUUAGGACCAUGUGGUCUGCCAACGGAGACUCGGUCAGCAAAAUCUACGCAGGCACUGGUGCCCUGGAUGGCAAAGCUAAGGCGGGAAAGCUUAAAGACGGAGCCCGUUCUGUGACGAGGACGAUCCAGAACAACUUCUUUGACAGCUCAAAGCAGGAAGCUAUAGACAUCCUGAGGCUGGGCUCCACACUCAACAGUGACCUGGCAGACAAAGCGCGGGCCUUGCUCACUACUUCCAGUCUUUACGUCACUGAGCCGGUCUUACAAUCAGCCUCCCCAAGAGUAUUGCUGGGAAUGUGUCAGAACUACCAAAAAUACACAAGGCCCAAGCAGAUCCGGGUGUGCGUCGGCACCUGGAAUGUCAACGGGGGUAAACAGUUUCGCAGCAUUGCUUACCGCAAUCAGACACUUAACGACUGGUUGUUGGACGCUCCAAAGAAAGCAGGUCAUCCUGAGUUCCAGGACAGUAAAGCCAACCCCAUAGAUAUCUUUGCCAUUGGUUUUGAGGAAAUGGUUGAACUGAACGCUGGAAACAUUGUCAGUGCCAGCACUACAAACCAGAAACUUUGGGCAGCUGAGCUGCAGAAAAACAUAUCCCGGGAUCACAAGUACGUGCUGCUCGCUUCAGAGCAGCUGGUGGGCGUGUGUCUGUUUGUUUUCAUCCGCCCGCAGCACGCUCCCUUCAUCAGGGAUGUAGCCGUGGACACUGUAAAGACUGGAAUGGGUGGGGCUACAGGUAACAAAGGAGGUGUUGCCAUCCGCUUGCUGUUCCACACCACCAGCAUCUGCUUCGUCUGCUCCCACUUUGCUGCUGGACAGUCACAGGUGAAGGAGAGGAACGACGACUACAACGAGAUCACACGCAGACUCACCUUCCCCAUGGGUCGUCUGCUAUACUCCCAUGACUACGUUUUCUGGUGCGGAGACUUCAACUACCGAAUCAGCCUCCCCAACGAGGAAGUAAAAGAGCUGAUCAAACAGCAGAAUUGGGAGGCUCUGACAGCAGGGGACCAGUUAUUUGACCAGAAGAAUGCUGGUUUGGUUUUCAGAGGUUUUAUCGAGGGGAACUUAGAUUUUGCCCCCACCUACAAGUACGACCUCUUCUCUGAAGAUUAUGACACCAGUGAGAAAUGCCGCACGCCAGCCUGGACUGACCGCAUACUGUGGAAGAGGAGGAAGUGGAACUUUGACAAAACUGCUGAAGAAAUGAAUGUAGUAGGGGCAGCUUCUACAUCUGCGGAGAAUGAGGACGAUCCUGAAAACCCUUGGCACCCUGGUACACUGAAGUACUAUGGCAGGGCCGAGCUAAAGACCUCAGACCACAGGCCUGUGGUGUCAAUAAUAGACGUGGACAUCCUGGAGGUGGACCCAGAGGCUCGGCACCAGGUCUACAAAGAUGUCAUUGCUCUGCAAGGACCUCCAGACGGCACCAUCCUUGUGUCGCUCUGCUCCUCCGGCCCUGACGACUACUUUGACGACCCCCUCAUAGACGAGCUGCUGGACAAGUUUGCUCAGUUUGGAGAGGUCAUCCUCAUCAGAUUCGUUGAGGAGAAAAUGUGGGUGACUUUCCUGGAAGGUUACUCUGCUCUUGCUGCUCUUUCUCUGAGUGCUUCCACUGUGCUUGGCAAGAUGAUUGACAUCCGCUUGAAGAGUCCAGGUUGGAUCAAGAGUCUAGAGGAGGAAAUGAGUGUGGAGAGAAUCUGUGGAAGCAUCCCCACCUCAGCUAGCUCCACCCUGCUCGCGGAGGACGCUGACAUGGGCGAUGAUGAUUACGAUAUGGAAGGUGAUGUGGAUGAUGAGGUGGAGGAGAUUCUUCCCCAGCACCUGCAGCCUGGUGCAGGGUCUGGCCCUGGAUCUUCCCCUCUCCCCUCCCCUCGCAGCAGUCCUUGUUCCUCCCCCACCCAAGGCGAACCCACCGCUCCCAGCAGGCCGAGUCGCUCUGCGCAACCUCUGAGACCAUCACAAGGGCCCCCUGUUGAUUUUCAGCCUGGUGCUCCCACAUCUCUGAACCUGGAGCCCAAACGCGCUCCUCCCCCUCGUCCCAUUGCUCCACCAGCCAGACCUGCACCCCCUCAACGCCCACCACCACCAUCAGGAGGCAUGAGCCCCCUGCCAGUUAGAAGGGCCUCUGGAGGAGGCAUGAGCCCCCUGCCAAUUAGAAGGGCCUCUGGAGGACCAAAAAGCCCUGCUCUUCCUCGGCCAGAAGCUGCUGCAGGUCGAGGCCAGGCGACGGUUGGGGCCCCUGGUCUGGGGGGUAUAUCCAGACCGAACAUUCCUCCUCGAGCUGGGGUAAUCAGCAUUCCCCCUCAGUCUCGCCCAUCACCUCCCUCGCACCCUGGAGCACCAAGACCCAUCCCAGAGGUGCAUCCCGGGGCCCCUCGGCCCAUCCCAGACACCCACCCAGGAGCCCCACGACCUGUGCCAGGUGCACAAGCCAAACCUCCUGACCUGCCUCUAGGUCCUCCACCCUCAGGACCACCCCCAACAGAGCCCCCUGCAGCAAGACCCCAGGUUCCAUCAUCCAUGCAGCCCAAUCUCCCAGCUCCACUCCAGCCACAGCAAAGCGCGGCUGCUGCUCCUUCUGCUGGGUCUCCACAGGCUCUCUCCUCUCCCAAACCACCACCACGUUCCCGCUCCUCUCAUGCUCUGCCACCUGAUGCUGCCAAGCCUGAGACAGCCCCAGCUGCACAGACUAACGGACUGAAUGGAAUACAAAGAGAAGCACAAUGGAAGGCCGACCCAUUUGACAUACUUGCACCUGACUUCCUCUCCUCCUCCACCACCUCGUCCUCCUCCUGGCACAACACACAGUCCCUGACCAGAGGCUCCUCCAUGCGAACCCCCCCCUCCAUUCCUCCCUCUAAGUUGUCCUCCAACACUCUCCCUUCAUCCUUCUCCCUCCAGGCGUCCGCACUGUCAGACCUGCAGGCACUCGAGUCGUCCUCCUCCUCCUCACUCUCCACCCCAUCACCUUUCGCCUCCUCUCUGCUCCCACCCCCUCCGAUCCCAUCUCGUAGCCGCUCGCAGGAGACACUUCGUGCGUCCCCGUGCGCUUUCCCGACUGACCUGCUUCCUGCCAGACCCAAUAGUACCAACCCCUUCACAGGUCCUCUGGCGCAGCAGCAACCGCGGUCCCUCACACCAGAUUUUAGCAUUCAACGUCCCCCUGUAACGCAAAACCUUCAGAGGACUAUGUCUUCUUUCACUCAGCCACUUAUCCCACCACAAGCUCCUGCUGCUGCACCCAACUCCCAGCUCCAAAGGACCAUGUCCCUGUUUGGACCAUCAUCCACUUUGAAUCCUACACCUGCUCCUCUGCUGCUUCCCCUCCCCCUUGACCCAUCUCCUGUCCCCACCUUGCCUCUGGCUCCGCCCUCCUCCCUUCCGCCUGCCCUCGCACCUCGUCACCAGCCGCCUGCCCCAGCAGGGAAACCAGCAAAGCAGUGGGUCACUUUUGAUGAUGAUUUCACAACAACCAAAACACCACAGGCCCCAACUUUCCCAGCCAGGUCUCAGACUCUGGCUCCCUACUCUGUGUUUGACUCGGAGCCCGACUGGUUAUCCUCGACCCCUUCUGUUUACCAAACCCUCCCUCCUCCCAUCCCUACUAGGACUGCGACCACUAACCCAAAGCCCCCAGAGGGUUCCAACGACGACUGCUUCUUCCCCAGGGAGUCCACAGAAAGUUAAGAUUACUCUUAGUAUAUAAAAGGGCAUAUCCAGAUAUGUAUAGAUCUAUGAUAAAUGUGUAUAUGUUUAUGUGUAUGUACAAAAGAGACAGUAUUUAGGAAGUAUAGACCAAUCCCCAUCCUGAAUCACAGCAAAGGGUUCAUAUGUUCCAGCAGUAACAUGAGAAGUGUAUGAUCCUACAUGUGUGUUCCAAACGUACCACACAGAUGUUUGCCUGUGCCCCGAUGUUAUGAUUCCAUCUGAUUUUAAUUUAUGUCAGCAAACGUGUCCAUGUGUCCACAGUAUAUAAAGUUAUAUAGAGAGUACAUGUAAAAGCACAAAAUCAUGUGUGCGACCACUUGUGCAAUAUCAAGACAGGUCUGCUUGGCCGUGCAGCUUUCAGUGUUACCUUUGCAUUCGCUGGCUGAUGCACUGCAGAUCAUAUCCGUCAUGUCGAGCGAUCUGUAAAUCAGAGCCAGGUUGUCAGAGUGGAGGGUAACACUCGGCUUUCUCUCAGCUUCUUGCGUUUAAAUGUAGUGCAAGUCUACAUACUGCAGGUUUUACAUUUAAAGGAAAUCUUUGCUUUAAUUUGCAUAGAUUCAAGUUCCUGUUCUUUUGUGCAGAUUUGAGAGUCAUAUUCUGUACUUGCUUUUAUCAUGAAUGUACUUUGUGUUGCACUGGCUUUUGGCAUUGCUUCUGGCAAGAACCUCACCAGACAUCAGUCAAGCCAAUCAAACUGUUCACUGCUGCAUGUCUGAUGCUCUAUAAUGUCAAGUCAUAUUCUUGAAACCAGGACAUUUUCGUUCUCUCUACUCAGUCAUCAUUUUACCCCUGGGAUUGAACAAUUUGCUGCAUAUAUUUUGUAGCUGUAUAUCAAAACCUAUACGUAGUGGCUAUGUAUAAUUGUAGGUUUUCUGUAUGAAAAUCACUUGCUUAAUGUGUGCGUGAUUGUGAUGACUGUAUCAGUGGUUUUGCAUUGUGUAAUGAUAUGCACUGAGAUGCUGUUUGUGCUCAUUUGGCUGUAUCCUUGUGAUGGCGGAGCAACAAAAUUAGCACUCGCAGACUGAACAGGCGAGAGGACUUUCUUGGACCAUUUCACCUCUGUACUGUUUUCAUCCUCCGUGAUUCAUCCAAAAGCAUUUAACCAUCCUGAGGUUGUAAAUUCAGAGAACAUAGCUCGUGUGUCUGUGUGUGUGUGUGUGUGUGUGUAUACUUCUUUUACUUCCAAGUACGAUAGGGUCAGUAAUAAUCAUGGCAGAAAAGACAUGUCAUGUAUCGAAUAAUGAAAGGGCACUUUUUUUUUUUAAUGAUUGUUCAUGCAGAAGUUAUUCUUUCAUUUCCAGGGAGAUACACUCUAAAUAACCUGUUGUUGAUACUGUGCUGAGAAGUAAUGUGUCGUGUUUGAGGUGCAUAUCGACUGUUGUGGUGUUUGUGUUUGGAUGUGAGUGUGUGUACAGAGUUCGGAGUGAAAUACCAGACUUUUUCCCCCUACCACAAAGUAUUUUCUUUGAAGCCGCACGGUGUAUUUGCUUACAGGUUCUCACUUAACAGCCGCUGUAUUCACUUAGUCAUGACUGUAACUGUGUAUUUCUGCUCUCUGCAACAACAAAAAAAGGCUGUGGAGUGGCAGCACUAUAUGCGAACAAGGUAACAAUUCAAGACAAAGGUCUCUUUUCUCACCUGCACCUGAGUGAGAUUUUUCUCUGUAGCAGCACCAUAAGAUGUUUCACUACUUUGAAUAUACAGACUCCAACUACACUCUGUGUUUGAACCAAAUGCACCACCAGACAUACAUUUCCAAGCCAAGUGUUUGUUGUUUCCUUCCCAGGCGCAGUUCAGCUCACAUUCCAGACAGAAGUGUGAUUUUGAGUGUUGGGUGUUAAACUCUUCUCAGUCUUUACAGGCUCACUUGUUUUAUCGAUCCUAUAUCGGUUUUCUCCAGCUGAGAGGAAUAGUUACUGGACCCUGCUGAUUUCACGACCUUUUAAUGAGGUGUGUGUGUGUGUGGUGCCGUCAGAGGUGAUGUGUUAGUAUUUUCACAUUCAACCCUACACUGCUGUUGAGUUUAACUGGUCAGGGGUCAUAUUGACAAGCAAUCGUUUUGCUAAAUGAGACCAUUGAGACUCCAACCCUCCCUAACAUGACACAUGCAAGCUGUUGUAGUCCAAUAUGAAGAUUCCCCCUCCAGUGCUUCAGAAAUUAUGGGAUCGGCUGAAAUGUCUUAAAAGGAUUUUGAAGGAGAAUAAAAACAUCUGACCCCCCCCCCCCAAAAAAAAAAGACUAGCUAAUGCUUUUGCGCUUUGUUAAACACAAUGUAAUACAUAACGUAAGACAUAUAAAAAGUAGUGUCAUUCACUGCACUGAAAGCAGUAGCUAUCUAUGUAAGCAAGUGUAUCAGGUUGCCUCUGCUUACAUGUCGAUGUCAUCUGUUCAAUGCAUUUAUUGUGUUAUCCAAAUGUGUGCAGUAGAUACUGGUUCUGCAUUAACAGUAGGUGACUAGCCAGCGCUUCGUGUCAUGCUCAGAUAAAGAUUUUAUAGGAAAACAACAUGCUCCUUUUGUGAGGUCAGUGUCCCUUUUUAUGGUUAUAAUCCAUAGUAAAUAAGAGUCUGUGUAGUUGGACAUAUUGUAUGUCGAUUCAUGUUAAUAUCCAACGUUCCAUAUUUGACGUGCACAGCAGAUUGCACAUUUAUGUAUGAAGCAAUUUAUGUUGUAUGUAUGCAAAAAUAAAUGUAUGUUUACCUCAGUG